Sphaerodactylus townsendi is the source of this 4170-nucleotide messenger RNA. It is a transcript of the gene SLC68A1, whose product is annotated as major facilitator superfamily domain containing 13A. Lineage: Eukaryota; Metazoa; Chordata; Lepidosauria; Squamata; Sphaerodactylidae. The record is from RefSeq and is a predicted model, not a curated record. The transcript is spliced from 10 exons. The coding region runs from base 427 to 1953 and encodes 508 amino acids.
CGUGGGCGUCACCUGACGCUGUGUGGAGGGUGAGACAGUAGCGAGCUCAGUACGGCUGCGUCUGUCCAUGAACGGCCGAAGCCGGGCAGGGGUGACAGUGAUGGUACGCGCUAAUGCCUUCAGCUUAAAACAGUGACCUUACAGAUGUUCCAGUGGAACUGCUUCAAGCAUUUUCCUCUCAGUGUGUCUUCUCUACGAGGUAUCGUAGGUCAAUCAUUACAUGUCACUGAUUUCUUUAGACAUGAGUAUGCUGUUGUGAAAAGAGGCCACUGUUGUCUGGGUUGUCCGGAACAAGCAGAAAUUGCCUCCAAGUGAUCAGGAAUGAUGAUGGUUUGGACCCAACAACGAAAUAGUAGGUGCUGGAGGGAGAGGCCCCAUUGGAACUGGAGGUGAUGAGGGAAGCCAAAGGACUCUGAGUGUACCACCAUGGCUUCCCAGCUGUUGACUCAUCUCUCCCGGCUGCCCAUUGCAGUGGUCUAUGGAUCCCUGUCACUCUUUAUUUCCAUUUUGCACAACGUAUUUCUCCUCUACUACGUGGACACCUUUGUUUCUGUUUACAAGAUUGAUAAACUUUCCUUUUGGAUUGGCGAGACUGUGUUUCUGAUAUGGAACAGUCUCAACGAUCCUCUCUUUGGCUGGCUGAGUGACCAUGCUUUCCUUAGCACCCAACAGUCUGGAAUAGAGAUCUCCGCUCCAGAAGUGGUCUUGAAGAGACUCAAGGCCCUGAACCGCAAUGGCCCCCUUUUUGCUUUGUCAUUUUUGGCUUUCUGGAUUGCAUGGGCCCACCCAGGUUUACAGUUCCUCAUCUGCCUCUGCUUGUAUGACAGUUUUCUCACCAUGGUGGAUCUCAACCAGAAUGCCUUGCUUGCUGACCUUGCUGUGUCUGCAAAGGACAGAACUGGACUCAACUUCUACUCUUCGCUAUUCAGUGCCAUCGGCUCCCUCUCAGUGUUCAUGUCCUAUGCUGUGUGGAACAAGGAGGACUUCUUCUCUUUCCGGAUAUUUUGUGUUGCGCUGGCUCUUGGCUCAGCCAUUGGAUUCAUUGUGGCCACAUGGCUUCUGAAGCAGAGGUUUCAGAGUGAAGGACAAGGGAAAUGGGAUGAAAGAGCUGUUUUAAAAGAACUGUAUAUAGACACACCAUCUGUGCAACCGGAGAAAAGGAUCACUCUGGCAGAGUAUCUCAAACAGCUCUCUAGGCAUCGCAACUUCCUCUGGUUUGUGUCUAUGAACCUUAUACAGGUUUUCCACUGCCACUUUAAUAGCAACUUCUUCCCUCUCUUCCUGGAGCAUCUGCUGUCAGAUCGUAUCUCUCUGUCUAUGGGAUCAUUUCUGCUGGGUGUCUCCUAUGUAGCUCCUCAUCUCAACAACCUCUAUUUCUUAUCUCUGUGCCGGAGGUGGGGUGUAUAUGCUGUGGUGAGGGGGCUGUUCUUCCUGAAACUGUUACUCAGUGUGAUUAUGCUCUUUGCUGGACCAGACUGGAUUUAUCUGCUCUGUUUCUUCAUAGCUAGUAAUCGUGUGUUCACCGAAGGGACAUGUAAGCUGUUAAACCUUGUGGUCACUGACUUGGUAGAUGAAGACUUGGUGCUAAAUCAGAGGCAGCAGGCUGCCUCAGCUGUCUUGUUUGGCAUGGUUGCAUUGGUAACCAAGCCUGGCCAGACCUUUGCCCCCUUGAUUGGCACCUGGUUACUGUGCUCUUACACAGGUUAUGACAUUUUUCAGCAGGAUCCUCUGAACCCAGUGGUGAGUGCUCAGCCCAAGCUGACUUCAAAAGUGGCCUCGGAACCCACCCUUCGUCAGGGCUGCUUCUACCUUCUUGUGUUUGUCCCCAUCACGUGUGCAUUACUUCAGAUCUUCAGCUGGUCACAAUUCAGCUUACAUGGAAGGCGCCUCCAGACAGUGAAAUCUCAGCGUCAAAAAACAGAGAACUGGUCUCAAGAAAUCAAAACAAUUUAAUUGCCAGCAGUAGUAAAUUUUCCUCAUCUGUAAUUUUCAUGAUAAAUUCAUUAAGUGAGCAGGAGAUCCAGCUACUAACUUGGGGAUGUAAAGUUAUGUCUGGACAGGCAUACGAUGCGGCGCUUUUUUGGCACUUGAGUAAAGGCCAGCCUACAGAUGAUGUGGGGAUCUGUUAUCUAUCCCCCAAUGUGUAGUUGAACUCCAGAAAGCAGCAAAGGAUCAGGAGGAUCAGGACCAUGGCACCAGGAAAGGGUGUUAACUCCCUCCAUGUCUUCCUCCAGCAAAACUAGCCUCCUAGUUGCUUUUUGAGGCUAAAUCGCAGCUGGGGGUUAUCAAAUCAUACAUUCCACUGUUGCAUGCUUUAGCCCUAAGAGGGAAAAUGGCAAAUUGAUAUUUAAUUGAGCCAUUUUGAUCAGUGAACAAAAUGGAAGCUUCUGAGUUUUCUUGAAUUUUCAACAAGACACACCUACUGUCAAAUAAUGCUUGGAAACUCAAAAGUUUGCAUCACUGCUCAUAUAUAGGUUAGUUCAGAAAAAGUCAGCAGCCUACCUUGUUGAAAAAUGUCCUCUGCUUGUCUGGGUGCAACUGAUUGUGAAGAAGAAUAGCAUAACAAGAGAACAAGCCAUGUAUAUUGAGAACAGAGAAGCAGUCUGAGACCUGCGAUCCCAUUUUUCCCCCAAAUAUUUUUAUACAAUUUUGCAUUGAUAGGAAGAGAUUCAGAUUUUCAACUUUCCUUAUACCUUCUCUUUACAGUGGACUGUUCAGUAAAACAUCCCUUUUUCUCUCCCUCUUAGAAUAAAAUUGUAUUUUGAAGGCAGCCCAGCUCACAGUGAAAGGUUAUUGCACUAAAGGAGGGUAAGUUAUUCGGUGCUUGCAAAACAAGCACAUCCUGUAGGGAAACUAAGCUUGUGCUUUGUUUCAGUUGGGUAGCCAUGUUGCUCUGCAGUAGAAGAGCAAGGUUUAAGUCCAGUAAUACCUUUGUAGACCAACUAUACUUCCGUUCUAUAGGCUUUUGAGAGUUAAAACUGAGAGAUUUGACUCUGAAAAGCUUGUAUACUGGAAAUGUUGUUUGUCUUUGUGCUGUUGGACUUGAAUCUUCAUCUUGUACUGUAAAUUGAGAGAACCAUCAUACUGAUUAUUGUAAAAAGAAGCACAUGGAACCAUAUUGCUAGACUCUGGCAGUUAAUAUAGGCUCUGGAGGAGAAACAGGGUUGUAAGUGGGAGUGAAUAGAAAGGGGUGGUUAGCAACAUCAAGUUUUCUAGGAUCUCUGCCCCAGUCACUGGAUGAAAGAUGUUUGGGACUAUAGCCCUGAAGAACUGCUGGAAUCAUUUUCUAUGGAAAAAGUGGCAUUCUUCCUUGGAUGAUACUUAUCCUGGGGUGGGGGGUGGGGGAGUUCUUUAUUCAUUCCAUUUGUUUGCUGAACUUCUUGGCUGGUAGUCAAUGUUUCUCAUACCUGUCAACAGUGGGAGCGCUAAGGCAUCUCUCUGCUGAUUAGUGGGACUAAAUAGAGGUCCAUUGCCCCUUCCAUAUGUCUGUAGCGAUCUGAGACAAUGCUGGUCCACACGACUUAUUAGGGAGAUGGCAUAGCCAGCUGACUUCACAUAGCAUUAGUAUAGGAAAGACACCUCCAUUUCCAGGAUGAUAUGCAGUUUUGAACUAGACUUUGCUUCGUUCCCCACCAUCUGAUAUGAUGAAUCAUGAGAGAAACUGGGCCAGUGCCAGGCUUCCCUGAAGUCACAGCUUUGUCUCCAGGGAGCAGAAACCACAUCCUGCCCUGGAUAAGCAAUGAACCGGUAAGGCUGUACACUGCAUCUUUAAGGGUGCUUGCAGAGACCUGUGAAUCACAGUUGCUGACUUAUCAGCAGCUUUCAUGCUAUCUGGGUUGGUUGCUGGGCUGGAGAAAAAAUGGGGGCAAGGCCACAGUUCUCUUACCUUGGGCUGGGUUCCUUCAACAAAAAAGAAACAACAUGGAACACCUGGGUACAACUUGCAGGCUGUUUUGGGUGCCGAAACUGCUGCUGCUGCUGCCACUACAGUGUUGUCCAGGCCACCGAGCCACCCACUGCUUUUAACUGCCAUUUUGCCUUUAGAGCAGCAGAAAAUGUUUGCUGUCAAAAGGGUUUUGUAUCAUUUGAUGAUCUCAUUGUAAUUUAUUCUAAUUUAACAAGCCAUAUGCACCAUUCCUCAUUUCGUAAAAAUAAAUUCCUUUAAAAAUA